Messenger RNA from Peronospora matthiolae, 2082 nucleotides. NCBI's taxonomy places the organism in Eukaryota, Oomycota, Peronosporomycetes, Peronosporales, Peronosporaceae. The record is from the annotation of a GenBank genome assembly.
AUGGCGUCCGAGAAGGUAAAGACCGCGCGUACCGAAGAAGAGAAGGCGGCGAGGAAGCUGGCCAAGCUAGCGAAGAAGUUUGCUGAGUCCGAGUCAUCGUCCAGUUCGAAGAAGGACAAGUCAAGCGAGAAGGACAAGUCAAGCGAGAAGGACAAGACGAGCAAGAAGGACAAGACGAGCAAGAAGCGCAGCCGCCAAGACGACGAGGACGAUGAAACGGACCCCGUGUCCGAGACGUCCGAAGAGAGCGAUGCGGCUGCUCGUUCGACCUCGAAGAAACUCAAGACAAACGACAAAUCGACGACUGUGGGUGGCGUAGAGAACCCUCGCCUUGAAGACUUUGAUAUUAGUCAGGAGACGCGAACAAACCUUCAGGCGCGAGGCAUUAACACGCUGUUUCCCAUCCAAGCCAUGACGUUUGCCAAGAUCAUGGCUGGCAAGGACCUCAUGGGGCGAGCUCGCACUGGUAUGGGCAAGACGCUAGCAUUUGCUCUGCCAGUGAUUGAACUGCUGUUGAAAGACAAGCGACCACGCUCACGUGGUCGUGCACCUCGUGUAGUGUGCAUGGCCCCGACUCGUGAGCUUGCCAAGCAGGUGGCUUCUGAGUUUGAACUCACGGGCCCGUCGCUCAGCACAGUCUGCAUCUAUGGUGGUGCAUCGUACCAGUCACAGAACAAUGCGUUUCGUAGUGGCGUGGACAUCUUAGUCGGUACGACGGGUCGUGUGAUUGAUCACAUUGACCGGGGCAACUUGCUUCUGCAUAAUUGCGAGUUUUUGAUACUCGACGAGGCCGAUACGAUGCUGGAGAUGGGCUUCCGGGAAGAUGUGCAGAAAGUGUUUGCUGCAAUGGAGAAGGCGCAGAAGGAGGGCGCGACAAAACGUCAGACGCUCCUGUUUUCGGCUACGAUUCCUAAAUGGGUCAAGGACGUGGCUGAUAAGUACAUGCAGAAAGCUGAAUUUGUCAAUCUUGUGAAAGACUCGGAUGAUCAGGCGUCCACUGAUGUGCAGCACAUUGCGAUCCCCUGUCAUUGGCAGGGACGACCGACGCUACUGGCUAAUUUGCUUGGUGUCUAUACCAAGAAGGACACUCGCACGAUCAUUUUCGCAGAGACGAAGAAGGACUGCAACGAGCUUGCGGUGCACCCUGAGAUCAAGACUGACAGCCAGGUACUUCACGGUGACAUUGCCCAGGAACAGCGUGAGACGACGAUGAAGGCAUUUCGUGAGGGUCGUUUGCGUCUGUUGAUUGCCACAGAUGUUGCUGCUCGUGGUCUAGACAUGAACGUUGACCUUGUAAUCAACUCGGAGCCGCCCCGCAAGAUGUCGGGUAUGGCUGAUGUUGAUACGUAUGUCCAUCGAUCUGGUCGUACGGGUCGUGCUGGUAAAAAGGGUAUCUGCAUCACUCUGUACACAAAUCGCCAGCGCGAUUCGCUGACUCAAAUCGAGCGCAAGAUCGGCAACAAGUUUGUUAUGAAGGGACCUCCAGACCAAGAGGACCUGAUCAAAGCAUCUGCCGCCAAGGCGCUAAAGGAGAUUGAAAAUGUUGACGCUGCUAUGAUUGAGCUUUUCCGGGAAAAGGCGGGCGAGUUACUUGAGAGUACAGAGCCUGAGCAGUGCUUGGCUGCUGCACUAGCUUGUAUCACGGGCCACACGAAAGUGCCUCGCCGCACGUCGCUCAUGUCUGGCGUGCCUGACUACGUGACGGUGUUGUUUACGAGCUCCAACCCGAUUCGUGCCAAAGGCUACGUCUGGAAUGCUCUGAACCGAGACAUCUCUGAAAGCGUUGCAAACGACAUCAAGCAGUUGACACUGACUGAAAAUUCGAUGGGAGCUUGCUUUGACCUUCCGAUUGCCGGUAUGGAGCUGAUGGAAAAGCUGAUCGAGGAUGGUGGCAUGCACUGCCCGUACUCGUUCCCAAAGACGCUACCAAAGCUGCAACAGACGGCUUACCAGAUGCGCUCGCAGAGCUUUGGUGGAGGUCGUGGUGGCGGUGGUCGUGGUGGCGGUGGUCGUGGUGGCGGUGGUCGUGGCUACGGCGGUGGUGGUCGCGGCCGUAGUGGCGGCCGAGGUCGUCGCUUUUAA